This is a messenger RNA of Cajanus cajan (pigeon pea), 2645 nucleotides long. RefSeq lists its product as uncharacterized. The record is from RefSeq and is a predicted model, not a curated record. Lineage: Eukaryota; Viridiplantae; Streptophyta; Magnoliopsida; Fabales; Fabaceae.
CCCUUCUUAUUUUAAAUUAUUUACAAAUACUAUAUUCUCUUCAAAAUACAAAAAGGGCACAAAACACGCACACAACACAAGACACAACCAUUUGAUUUCUUGGUGAAGAGGUUAGGUUGGGUGUUAAAUAUAUAUCACUCAGCUCCACAAAAUAUAACCCCACAUUACACAACACAACACAACACAACACUCACCAACGUUAAACGUUUCAAAACAUCCGCAAUAUUUGCACCUUCUUCCCGCCGCUUCCUUGUUCAUUCUCUUUCUCGAUUAAGCUUUUCCUUCCUUUUCACCUUCUUCUCUCUCUUUCUUAUUCUUUCUGCCAGCAAUGCCGACUUUUACUGCCAUAGCGUUGGAUAGGUUGAUAGAGCCGGGAGCUUCUAAGGCAGUUGAUAAAUCUGCUCCAACUUCAAUGCCUGUCCCAAACUCGCAGAACCUGGAGAGAACUACGAAUGUGUCAGCCAAGAAAACUAAGGUUCCUCGUCCUCCAUUGAAGCCGGCACUUUAUACCACUCCUGAGGUGACGCCGCUUCCGGAUGCGCCUUCUUCGUUCCCUCCUUCGCCAUAUAUAAUCAACCACAAGCGCCGUGGUCCACGCCUCCUCAAGAGUUCCUCUGAGGCCAGUGUGCUGUCCGAGGUGAAUAUUCAUGGUGGUGAAGAUGUUAGCGACAAGAGCUUUGAUGAUGUUGUUGCAAGUUCGGCUGGUGACCUUCAUGUUAGUUCUAGGAGCCCUGAGCUCGUUAAAGAGGAGCAGGUGAAUGGUGUCCCUGACGGCAAACUUGAUGGCAGCAAUGAUGCUGACCUUGCAAAUGGACACAUAGAAACUGGAAGUAGUAACUUGACUGAUGGUUUACUCAAGGAAAAGCCAUUGACAUUGAAUUUGGACAGAGAUAGAGUGGUUGAGGACUUUUUUGACCCACGAGAUUCAAUGAGUUUCACGAGUAAUACAGAUGGGGAAGAGAAUGCAGGGACAGAACUGUCUAUGAAAUUCAGCUGUUCUGGUGGGGAGUUUUAUGAUGCAUGGGAAGAAUUAUCUUCCGAAAGCAUGACACAAAGUUCUACACACCAUACUGAAGCUGAAUUGCGUGAAAUAAGAUUAAGUCUGUUGAUGGAAAUUGAGAAGCGGAAGCAAGCUGAAGAAUCCCUUGACAACAUGAGAAGCCUGUGGGAAAGUAUUAGGCAAGGGUUAUAUCAAGUAGGCAUCAUUUUGCCUGCAGAUCUUACCGCUGUUGCUGAGGGUGAGCAGCAUAUUUCUGAUCCCGUUGAAGAUCUAUGUCAACAAGUUUAUAUUGCUCAGUUCAUAUCAAAUACCAUUGGAAAAGGGACUGCGAGGGCUGAGGUAGAGACAGAGAUGGAAGCUCAACUAGAGGCAAAGAACUUUGAGAUUGCUCGACUCUUAGAACGUCUCCACUGUUAUGAGACCAUGAAUAGGGAGAUGUCUCAGAGGAACCAAGAAGCAGUAGAGAUGGCACGGCGUGAGAGGCAAAGGAGCAGCAAGAGGCAGAGAUGGAUUUGGGGCUCCAUUACAACUGUGAUUGCUCUUAGUACUGCUGCAAUAGCAUGGUCUUAUCUCCCAACAGGUAAAGGAUCGUCCUUCACUGACCACGAUCUAGUUCCUGAACAAGAUGAUGCAGCCAAGUGAUUUAUCACAUCACCAUCAACUGCAAUGCCGUAUUAUAUGGUAGGAGAGCACAAUAAAAGUUUUACAUGCCGCCAUGUCAACUUUUCUCUUUAUCAGUUGCAAUUUUCUGGCAUUCGACUGUGCAUAGUUUAGAUAUAUAGUGAACUUGUGCCUUCCCCUGGAAAUCUUGGUAUGUAGCUCAGUGAAGUGUUUUGAUCCGUAUUGUUGAGAAAAUAUUCCAUGACUUAGUAUGCGUUCGUGGGUGCUGGCAGUUUCACUUGGAAAUUCAGAGGAUACUAUCCAUUGGUACAAUGCUUUCAUAAUAAAUUCUCUAAGCCUGCUCCUAUAAGCAUUUUCAUGCAGCAAGAGAGAUUGGAUUGACAAGGAAAAUCUGGUUGAGCAUUGAAAGAAUGGACUAGUAGAAUUCUGGCUUGUGUGAGCUGUCUCUAUGUUGGUUGUUCGUUGGUGAAAGUAGCGUAUUAGUAAAAUACAAAUUAUAAGAAUUCGUUGACAACACAGGUAGACGUAGGUCACAGAUACAUUACGUUAGAGAUCGAGAUAAAGCACUGCUGAUAGUAAUAAUCCUAUCCUACCAGCAAUUUGUUAUGUUAGUCAAUUGUUCUCUUUGGAUUUUCCAGAACCAUGCACCGGGAAAGGCUGAUUCAUAUUUUUAUAGUAGGUUAGUGAGAAAUUUGUGAUUUGUUGAACACCCUUUAAUUUUUGCUGUUUCCGAUAACCAGGUAUUUUCGUUAAGUGUGGAUAGCCCGUUGAUAAUUUAAGAAUAUCUAUUUUAUUAUUUAGUAAUUAUAGCUUUAACGGAUUGUUAACUAGGUCAUAGCUCAAAGAUGUUGAAGCUGUGGCUUAUAUAUAGAUUCAAAUGUUAUUGACGAAGAUUUACCAGAAAAAAAUAAAUGUAUCGACAAAAGUCCCUAUAAGCUGAACCUGGUUAAUUUUGUUGUGGAAUAUUUAGCAGAACACAAAUGUAUGUGACAAUAAGUUUAAUUGUAUUUUUUAGUUUAAUACA